AUGGAAUUAUUUGUUUUAACACUGUGGUUUGGGAUUCUCAUUGUGUCCACAGAAGCAGCAAUUAAAGUUGAUCCAAGAACUAGACUGAGGAGAUGCUUUUCAAAUUCAUUUCGAAAUAGACGACGUUCUGUUGAGGAUGACAAACCCAUUUCGUUGAGAGAAGUACUUGAUUUUGAAAAGAAGUUGGAUUUCAGUCCGCAAAAUAUCUUCAAGUCGUCACAGGGGAACACUAUUAUCAAGUUCAAAGAGACCGUUAAUGGUAAGAAUGUAUUUGAUGGAGAAGUAACCGCCAUGUUAGAUAAAAAUGGCGUCGGGAUUGACGUAUCUGGUUUGUUUUUCGAAGACAUCAAUGCCAAAGAACUAAAUGACCAACGAAAAAUAUCCAUCACAGAGGCAUUUAAAUUGGCAAAGCAGAUUCAUGGUCACACAGGCGAAAAGAUUCACCGGUUUUCGCAUGAACUGGAUAUAUUCAUUGGAAAUGACUCAAUUUCACAUUUGGCUUAUUUUAUCGAUUAUUUCGUUGUGGUUCAAAAUAUUCCUCAGAGACCGAUCACUGUAGUCGAUUCUAAAGAUGGAAAAAUUCUUCUGAAAUUCAACAAUUUGGAAACUUGUAAAUACUCGAAAACGAUUUAUGGAGGGAACCGGAAACUUGGAAGAAUCCCAUACAGCCACUUUUUCAACUGCCAAAAUGUGGACAGAGAGGGCAAUAUGUGUUCCCUUGAAAAUGAGUUCGUUCGGGUAAUUGAUAUGAACUCUACUGUGAACGAUAGUAUCACCGAAAGUGCAACAUUUAGGUGUAACGAAACGUAUAUAGAUUCUGUGAACGGUGCGUAUUCUCCCGCCUUUGAUGCCUUUUUCUAUGGUACUACUAUAGCACGCAUGCUUCACGAAUGGUACGACGUAACACCAAAACGUAGACCAUUGUUACUGCGGGUGCAUUAUAGCAAAAAUUUAACGGAUGCGUUUUGGGAUGGACGUUAUUGUUCAUUUGGGGAUAGUGAGAAAAAUAAGUUUUAUCCUAUGGUUUCUAUGGACAUCGUCGCUCAUGAAAUAGGCCAUUCCAUAACAGAGCAGUAUUCAAACUUGCUGUAUAUGGGUGAAUCAGGAGGCAUAAACGAGGCCUUUUCCGACAUGAUGGGCGAGACUGCUGAGUAUUACGUUGGCAUGUUGGACUGGAUGGUAGGGUAUUAUGUAACCAGACAGCAAAAGGCAUUGAGGUAUUUCGACGAUCCCACUAUGGACAAUCGGUCAAUAACUCACAUAAGGGAUUACUAUGAAGGUAUGGACACUCACUCGAGUAGUGGAAUAUUUCGAAAAGUGUUUUACGACCUCGUGAAGCGUCAUCACAUUCCAAUCAAAAAAGUCUUCCAAGUGUUUCUGCACGCAAAUCAGAUCUAUUGGCAUAAGAUGAGUUCAUUUGUGAGUGCGGCUUGUGACGUCAUGAAAGCUGCUCUGGAUUUGGGAACUUGGGUCAACCGGUUUGCUAAGGCCUUUCGGCAAGUCGGAAUCGAAGGUUGUAAUGUGGAAGAACACAUAUUUUGGUUACGAAGUGACGAAGUGUACAGUGACAUCUACGUUUCAGAAGACACAAAGCCUCUCUUUGGAUUUUCUGCUCCGCCUUGGGCGCGAAAAAUACUCAUAGAAACCAUGGGAGACGUUACAAUAGAUAUAACAUUAUACCAUGCCGGUCUGCUCUCGGAAGAGUACUACAUUUUAAAAUCAGACAUAAACUUUUUGGAGUAUGAUAUUAAUGGCAGUGAAGGGAGCCAUUAUUUCAUUCAAUUGGGUUCAUCUCAAGAGGAAGUGACAUUAGGUGUUCGCAUUAGAGUACGUUAUGAAUGUGUGGAAGUGUAUAAAACUGAAGAUAUAUUAAACUAUUUAAAUUACCAAAAGGACUGUAAGAAAGGUCGUUUUUUUGUCAGUCAGAAAUUAUUUUGA
This is a messenger RNA of Lottia gigantea (owl limpet), 1938 nucleotides long. RefSeq lists its product as hypothetical. The record is from RefSeq and is a predicted model, not a curated record. Bases 1 to 1938 code for a protein of 645 amino acids. Gene Ontology annotation, biological process: proteolysis. The transcript is spliced from 2 exons. Gene Ontology annotation, molecular function: metalloendopeptidase activity. NCBI's taxonomy places the organism in Eukaryota, Metazoa, Mollusca, Gastropoda, Lottiidae.